AUGACAAAUCCUAGAGAGCUUAAUAAUAUGAGCGUUGUGACAACAAGAAGUGGUAAAUCUGAUGAAGUACUUGAGGAGAUGGCUGAAGAGGAAGAUCAAUUGAUCGAAGUGGACCUUGAGAUCAAAGAAAAUGAAGUUGUAAGGGAAGAAUUGGUUGCACCGAAACCAAUAGUGAAAGAAACAGUCACUGAGCCUAAACCGGUCAUUAAGCUUCCUUUUCCCACCAGAAACAAGAAAAAGGGGCAAUAUGAGAAAAAAUUUGAGAAGUUCCUUGAGUUGUUCAAGAAGCUAGAAAUUAACAUUCCGCUUUUAGAAGCACUUGAACAAAUGCUUACUUAUGGUAUGAAGAUCCCAAGGAAGAAGAAAGAUCGAGGAGCGGUCACUAUUCCUUGUACCAUCGGAGAUAGGUCAUUCAAAAAGGAUCUUAUUGAUCUAGGAGCAAGUGUCAAGAAACCUUAUGGUAUUGUUGAAGAUGUUCUAGUGAAAAUUGACAAGUUUGUAUUCCCGGUGGAUUUCGUGAUUCUAGAAAUGCCUGAAGAUGAAGAGAUCCCUCUCAUUCUUGGGAGACCCUUUUUAGAGACGGGAAGAUGCUUGAUCAACAUAGAAGAAGGGACUAUGACGUUGAAGGUUUAUGAUGAGGAAUUAAAGAUUGAUGUUCCAAACAUCAUGAAAUACAAAGAUGAUAUUUGUACCAGUCAUACUAUAGAGGUUCUGGAUCAAGUAAUAACAUAUGAUAGUCCUUUGAAUGCACCACAAUUACCUUUGGAAAGAGUGUUGAGUUUGUCCAUUUUCGACAGUGAUAAAGAAGUGGACAACGGGGAAUCCGAAAUGUUGGCCUUGAUGGACACACAACCCCCGUGGAAAGGAUCUCAACCACAUCGGUGGGAAGAUUUAUGA
Lathyrus oleraceus (garden pea) is the source of this 897-nucleotide messenger RNA. RefSeq lists its product as uncharacterized. Lineage: Eukaryota; Viridiplantae; Streptophyta; Magnoliopsida; Fabales; Fabaceae. The transcript is spliced from 3 exons. The record is from RefSeq and is a predicted model, not a curated record. The coding region runs from base 1 to 897 and encodes 298 amino acids.